Exophiala bonariae is the source of this 3954-nucleotide messenger RNA. RefSeq lists its product as uncharacterized. Gene Ontology annotation, biological process: glutathione metabolic process. Gene Ontology annotation, cellular component: cytosol. Lineage: Eukaryota; Fungi; Ascomycota; Eurotiomycetes; Chaetothyriales; Herpotrichiellaceae. The record is from RefSeq and is a predicted model, not a curated record. Bases 1 to 3954 code for a protein of 1317 amino acids. The transcript has 4 exons. Gene Ontology annotation, molecular function: 5-oxoprolinase (ATP-hydrolyzing) activity.
AUGCCUUCUAUCGCCGUGGGUGGCAUCAGAAUCGCCAUUGACAGAGGAGGCACAUUCUGUGAUUUCUGGGCGUCGGUGCCAGGUCGAUCCGACGAUAUUGUCUUCAAGCUGUUAUCAGUAUCACCUGACGAAUAUUCAGAUGCUCCGACAGAAGGCAUCCGGCAGAUUCUGGAGGAAGCGACUGGGAAGACUAUUCCUCGCGGAACGCCUAUCGCCCUAGAAGAUGUUGAAUCGAUCCGUAUGGGUACGACUGUUGCAACAAAUGCAUUGUUAGAACGAAAAGGGCGGCGUGUAGCGCUUGUGACCACCAAAGGAUUUCGUGACAUACUUCUAAUUGGUACUCAAGCACGUCCACACAUAUUCGAUCUGUCUGUGCACAAACUGGAGCAACUUUACGAGACAGUCUUGGAGGUCGAUGAGCGAGUAACCUUCGAAGCAGCGGCGGAGGAUCCGAACUUGCCCCCAAUUGAUGAAAACGACCCUGAGUUAAUAGUUUGCGUCACUGGCGAGAUCAUUCGCAUCAUUCAGAAGCCAGAUACCGACAAAAUCAAGCAGGACCUAGAUGGCUUGUGGAAUGCUGGGUUUCGAGAUCUGGCCAUCGCCUUCAUGCAUUCUUACGCUUACCCGGAGCAUGAACUUACCGUUGCGAAUUUGGCUCGCUCCAUGGGUUUCAGGAUCUCGGUUUCUUCUGAGUUACAACCUUCCAUCAGAAUGGUCACCCGCGCCCAGUCAGCUACAGCGGAUGCUUAUUUGUCGCCUAUCACAGCAGAAUACUUGGAAGGCUUCGCGCAAGGCUUCAAAGGUGGAUUGAAAGAUAAGAACAGUGGAAAGUUGCUGAUAUCCCAGUCGGAUGGUGGUCUAACAACAUUCGAUAAGUUCACGGGUCUCCGAGCCAUCUUAUCUGGACCUGCUGGGGGCGUUGUGGGCUUCUCUAAGACGUGCUAUGACGUCGACGAUGGCACACCAGUUAUCGGAUUCGACAUGGGCGGUACGAGUACCGACGUUUCGCGAUAUGGUGGAUCACUCGAAUAUGUCUUCGAAUCCACAUUAGCAGAAGUCACUAUUCAAAGCCCACAGCUCGAUAUCAAUACUGUUGCUGCUGGGGGUGGUUCAAUCCUGGCGUGGAGGAAUGGACUGUUUGAUGUUGGACCAGAGAGCGCCGGUGCACAUCCUGGCCCUGCAUGCUACGGAAAGGGAGGGCCCUUGACAGUCACGGAUGCUAAUUUACUUCUUGGCCGCAUUAUACCGAUAUACUUCCCUCAACGAUUGGACCUAGAAGUUGUCCGCUUCAAGUUCGAACAAUUAACGGAGCAGAUCAAUGCAGAAAAACAAAAUCUACAAAAACUCACUGCCGAAGAAGUAGCCACGGGCUUCAUCUCAGUUGCGAAUGCAGCAAUGACGAGACCUAUUCGUGCACUCAGUGAAGGCCGUGGUUACGAAACAGCAGGUCACAAUCUCGCCUCCUUUGGGGGGGCUGGUGGGCAGCACGCCGUGGCUAUUGCGCGAGACCUUGGGAUUGGCCGCAUUUUGGUUCACAAAUACUCUAGCAUACUCUCGGCUUACGGCAUGGCUUUGGCUGAUGUGGUCGUCGAGAUGCAAGAACCGACGUCAUUAGUGUUCGAUGGUAAGCCAGACACGGAGGAAUUGCUUCGCCAUCGAUUCGCAAAGUUGCAGGAAAAAGUCGACCAUGCCAUUAGCCGUCAAGGGUUUGGCUCUCACAAGAUCGAAUACGAAAGAUUCUUAAAUAUGCGAUAUCAAGGUACCGAUACAGCCUUAAUGACUGCCGAGCCAAUGUUUAAAUGUGAGACGUUCACAGAUGCGUUUGUCGCAAGGCACAAGCGAGAAUUUGGGUUCACUCAACAACGGGAGAUCUUGGUCGACGAUAUCCGUGUCAAAGGCACCGGCAAAAGCCAAAAUACUGAGCUCACGAGUCCAUUUAUUGAACUGAAUCUUAUCGAAGAUCCGCCGAAACCGAAGGAAUCAGAAACGUGCAAGGUAUACUUUGAUCAUGAAGGUUGGUGUGAAGUCCCACUUUACUUCCUUCACAAUGUCAAGCGCGGCUCACGAAUUCGUGGUCCGGCGAUGAUCCUGGACAAGACACAAACGAUCGUAUUAGACCUGGCAAGUCAGGCUUCAUUCCUACAAGACCAUGUCAUCAUCGAUCUUGUGGAUCUUCAUCGAAAGCAAUUGGAUACGCAUGAAGUUGACCCUGUCGUGCUAUCCGUCUUCGGGCAUCGCUUCAUGAGUGUUGCAGAGCAGAUGGGUCAAACACUACAGAAAACUAGCGUAUCGACCAACAUCAAAGAGCGAUUGGAUUAUAGCUGUGCUGUUUUCUCCGCUGCAGGAGGACUAGUUGCAAAUGCGCCACAUAUACCCGGCCACUUAGGCUCCAUGAGCACGGCGAUAUCAUAUCAGGCCAACAGAUAUCAGAAAGGGGAGCUCAAGAGAGGUGAUGUUCUUCUCUCGAACCACCCCAUCGCUGGAGGCACUCAUCUACCCGACCUUACCGUCACAACCCCUGUCUUCGCUGAGACCGAAGGAGAUGAAGAUCCAGAAAUUUUAUUCUUCGUUGCCAGCCGCGGACACCACGCUGAUAUAGGUGGUAUCACUGCGGGUUCCAUGCCCCCGAACUCUACAGAGCUUUGGCAGGAAGGUGUCGCCGUCGAGUCUUUCAAGAUGGUAAAGGAAGGUGUGCUCGACGAACAAGGACUAACCAGGAUCUUGUUUGACGAACCUGCCCAAUACCCUGGCUGCAGUGGCAGUCGAAACCUGAAUGACAACAUCACAGACCUCAAGGCUGCCGUUGCCGCCAACGAGAAAGGUAUCCGACUCGUAGCUAGUCUAGUUCGAGAAUACACCUGGCCGGUUGUCAAGCAUUAUAUGGAGGCGAUUCAAAACAAUGCCGAGAUGGCUGUCCGUGCCCUGCUAAAGGAUUUUGCAAAGCGCUUCCAAGGGCACUCCCUUUGGGCGAUUGACUAUAUGGAUGAUGGCAGUCCAUUGGAACUCAGAGUUACAAUUGAUGCGACGGAUGGCUCGGCUAUCUUUGACUUCACUGGCACAGGACUUGAGGCAAUGAACAACCUCAACACACCAAUAGCCGUGACGGUCUCAGCCAUUAUUUACUGCCUACGCUGCAUGCUUAUGGUGGACAUACCUUUGAAUCAAGGAUGUCUAGCACCCGUCAAGGUAAUCUGCCCCGAGAAAUCCAUUCUGGCACCCAAUCUCAAAGCCGCCACCGUGGCGAGCAACACCGAGACCAGUCAGAGACUGAUCGAUUUGAUCUUUAAAGCGUUCCAAGUCUGCGGUGCCAGUCAAGGAACUUCGAACAAUCUGACCUUUGGUUAUGGUGGCAAGGACGCUGCAGGUAACAUAACGCAUGGUUUUGGCUACUAUGAAAGUAUUGGGGGAGGAUCUGGAGCCGGAGCCGACUGGGAAGGCCAGUCUGGCUCUCACGUCCAUUUUACCAACACCAGGAUGACAGACCCCGAGAUCCUCGAGCGUCGCUACCCGGUACUGCUGCGGGAGUUUUCAAUUCGUCGAGGCAGUGGAGGUGCCGGACGCAACAGAGGAGGUGAUGGGCUGGUCAGAGACAUUCAAAUGCGACGUGCUAUGGAAGUCAACGUCCUUUCGGAACGACGCGUGCAUCCACCGUACGGAAUGCUGGGAGGCAAGCCUGGGAAACGAGGGUUGAAUCUGUGGAUCAGACAUUACGAAGGUGAAGGAUCAGAAGCGACCAGGACCAUCAAUCUGGGAGGAAAAGCAAAAGCUUUCAUGAAUAAGGAUGACAGGAUCAUUGUCAUGACUCCCGGAGGUGGGGGUUAUGGCAAAGAUCCUACCGAGGUGGAACAGUUCGAACUCAAAGACGAAUUCCGAUUAUUCGAUGCAGGGAAGAAGCAGAUGAGAAACGCUAGAGGAAGCCUUGCUGAUAAGUUGGCGGCAGCUCAAUCAAAUUAG